Molecule: messenger RNA, 1608 nt
Organism: Mytilus trossulus (common blue mussel)
Lineage: Eukaryota; Metazoa; Mollusca; Bivalvia; Mytilida; Mytilidae
Product: neuronal acetylcholine receptor subunit beta-3-like
Exons: 2
Coding region: 322-1509 (395 amino acids)
Biological process (GO): nervous system process; signal transduction; monoatomic ion transmembrane transport
Cellular component (GO): neuron projection; synapse; plasma membrane
Molecular function (GO): transmitter-gated monoatomic ion channel activity involved in regulation of postsynaptic membrane potential; transmembrane signaling receptor activity; excitatory extracellular ligand-gated monoatomic ion channel activity
Source: RefSeq, a predicted model, not a curated record
AGUUUUGUAUAGUUUCUUAAACCGUAAACACCGGACUCAAUAUUGUAACAUCGUUAUAUUCUUGUUGGAUCGUUUAAUAAAUUGUUAACUUUAUACCGACUUGAAUCUUCAUUUGAUACCCAGCAAAUAGUCUGGCUAUACAGACCUUGGAAUGAUUUUCCGAAACUUGAUUACAUAGGACUGGUGUUUGUUUAUAUAUUGUUUCGUCAUUUGAAAAUAUUUGAAAGCUUGAAAGUACAAAAGUAACCUUAGAACAUACAACAAAUAGUUAUAUUAAUCAAUUGAAAAGAUUUACUACAAGACAAAGUUGGAAAAAUAAAAAUGAAAUAUAAAGGAUGCGUUGUAAAAUUGAUACUACUGAUAUCUUUUUUCGAAGGAAGUAACUCGGUAUCAUAUACAGAUUUUGACGCAUUUUUCAAAAAUAUUACCAGCGGUAAAAACAUAAAUUUGCGGCCAGUCCUUGACCAUAAAUCAAAAGUCGAUGUACAUAUGUUUUUUCAUUUAACAUAUAUCCAGGAAUUUGAUGAAGUUGAAGGAAAACUAAGUUUAAGUGGAUACUUUAAUAUAAGUUGGAUUGAUCAGACUUUAACAUGGAACAGCACAGAAAACGGAAUCGAACAAUUUACUCUCGAAGAGCACAUAAUUUGGAAACCAUCUUUUAUUAUUGGAAAUUCAUAUGACGGUGUAACAGAAAAGAACCAAGAUCACAGUGUAAUGAGAGUACAAAGUAAUGGUGUUGUCACGUGGACCCCUGGAGAUAACUAUAACAUUGUCUGUAAUGCAGAUGUUUCGAGGUAUCCAUUCGAUACGCAGAGCUGCAGUCUUCUGAUAUUACCAUGGGGAUAUACAUUUGGGGAAAUAAAUGUCAUACCGACUUACGAUUAUGUUGUGCAGUGGUGGUUCACUGAACAACAUACAUGGGAAUUAAUUGAAACAAGUGUUGUAAAGGGAGAGAACCUACCAAUGCUAGAAUUUUCAAUGAAGCUAAAACGCUAUCCCAUGUUUUACGUUCUUAAUCUUAUUCUCCCAAUUUGUUUGAUGAUUGUUAUAAACAUUUUUGUGUUUUUACUUCCACCAGAAAGCGGAGAAAGAGUUGGAUAUGCUGUAACUGUUCUCUUGGCAAUCGCAGUCUUUUUGACUAUUUCAUCUGAAAAUCUUCCCGCAACUUCAAGUCCACGAAUUUCUUCAAUAUCUAUUCUUUUAUUUGCCGAUGUUUGCAUUAGUGCUUUUACUGUAUUGAUUGUUAUUUUAAGCUUACGAUAUUAUCAUCGGAAGGAUGAAUACCCAGUAACUAAGUUUAUGCGGGGAUUUGUAAAUAUUUCUAGAAAAGUACGCUGUGAAGUGUGCUGUUUUAGGAAAAAAAACGAAAAGUAUUAUAGUGAAAAGGAAAACGAAGAGCAAAUUAAAUGGACCGAUGUCGGAAAGGAGUUUGACAUUGUAUGCGGUAUAUUCAUUACUGUUGUAGUUUUUAUUGUCCAUGCUUUGUAUAUCAUAGAUGUCGCAGUGUGAUAACUGGGUUUACAUUAAUGAUAUAAUUUGUUGCAUAUUGUGAAUUCAAGGUUUCUUCCAAAAAGGAUCCAAACUACAAGGACUGAUGUGAAGGAAAUG